AUGGCUCCGUCGAAAGGUGAUCGUGCAUCCAAUGUUCCUUCGUUAUCAACGCGAAUGACGACUCAUCAACCAACGAUGGGCCUUAUGGAUGCUAUUAAUCUGCUCCUAGCGUGCAUCAUUGGCUCAGGUAUAUUUAUCAGCGCAAAAGCUGUACUAGAAGCAUCGGGCUCUUACGGUUUGUCAAUUGUGGUUUGGAUCAGUUGCGGUUUACUCUGUAUCAUGGGAGCAUUGUGUUAUGCUGAAUUAGGUUGUGCAUAUGUUUCAUCAGGUGGUGACUACACGUAUCUUCGUGUAGCAUUUGGUGAUUUCAUUGGUUUUCUUCGUGUUUGGGUCGAAGUUGUCUUAUCACGACCGAUGAUUGUGGUUUUAAGUGUCCUAACCGCAUCGAAUUAUCUUGUUUAUUGGUUCUUUUCAACGUGUACACCACCUGACGUCCUAGUUAAAUGCUUAGCUUCAUUUCUCCUACUGAUUGUUGGCUUUAUUAAUUUAACAUCAGCAAAUUGGACAAAACAUCUUCACCAAAUAUGUAACUAUUUCAAAAUCGGUUCUCUUCUAAUUGUCGUACUUGCUGGUAUUUAUCGAAUGUAUCUCGGUCGCGUGGAGAACUUCUCCGAACCAUUCGAAGGUUCAACUUACGGAAAGAUUACCAGUGCACUCUACGCCGGCCUCUUCCCUUAUUCUGGAUGGAAUUAUUUAAAUAAUGCAAUUGAUGAUCUAAAAGAUCCUAAACGAAUUUUACCACGUUCCAUUGUCAUAUCAUUAUUAUUGUGCAUAUUUAUUUACUUUCUAACAUUCAGCUCUUAUUUUACUGCUCUGUCUGCAUACGAGAUUCUCAUGUCGGAUGCAACAGCUGUUACUUUUGCCGAACGUGUUUUUCAACCAUUAUUAUAUAUCAUACCUAUUGGUGUGACUCUAUCUUGCGUCGGCGCUGCUUCGGGAAAUAUUUUCACCAUUGGACAGAUGUUUAACGUGGCCGGUCGAGAUGGUCUCAUGCCACAUAUUUUCUCUAUGAAACACUAUAAAUCCAAUGUACCUAUGAUUGCCAUCCUCUGCGAAAUCAUUCUCAGUUUUGUUUUUCUCUUCUUCAUGUCCAAUAUUGGAAGUUUGAUUAUCUGUGUUGGUAUGAUCAAUUGGAUAUGUAUCCUAAUGGCUGCUGUCGCUUUGAUUGUUCUCCGUUAUAAACAUCCUGAUCGGGAACGUCCAUUGAAAGUGCCAUUACCCAUUCCAAUUAUAUUCAUCACAAUUUUAGUCGUUUUAAUUGUUGCAAGCGCAUUGACUGAUCGUCAGAAUAUCACUACAUCUAUAAUGUUAUUAACAACAGCUGUACCCGCGUAUAUUUUCGGUGUUAUGUGGAAAAACAAACCUAAAGAAUUCAAUCGUAAAUACAAUGCAUUUGCGUUGAUGUUACAAAAGGUGUUUCAUGUCGUACAUGAUGAGCACACCGAUUAA
Molecule: messenger RNA, 1449 nt
Organism: Adineta ricciae
Lineage: Eukaryota; Metazoa; Rotifera; Eurotatoria; Adinetida; Adinetidae
Source: the annotation of a GenBank genome assembly